AUGUCCGAAGAGAACUGUUGUAACAGUUAUACCGUACAUAUUCAAAUAAUUCUUGAAGGGAAGUUCGGUAACGUGUCGAUUGUCAACCACCAAUCAUCAUUCAGCGAUGGCGAGCAGUCGGAAUCGAGUGAGCCGCUGACACAAGAUACGCUACUCAAUAAUGAUUUCAAUCCAAGACUUCACAGAAAAAAAGCCGUUAAACUUAAAAGAGGAAAAAAUAAUGAGUCAACGAGGAGUCUGACAGAUCCCAUGCUAAACAGGGUCAUUUCUAACGGGUGCACCUCAUCUGAUUCCAGCUCAAACUACUCAGACUGGACAUCCAAACUGCCCCCAAAGGGACUACCACCAAGGUCUCGAUCCCCGCGACCUCCGACUGGAAAAUCAAUGAAAUCCUCAUCAGCCGAUCAAACUUUGAACGAAAAUUCCCCAGCAACAUCUAAACCGUCGAGUUUUAAACAAAGGGUUGCCGCUAAAAUUAGCAAUUCUAGCGCUUCUGCUAGCAAUUUGUUGAAAGUAAAUACCGCAACUUCAAAUUUAACACCAAAAAACAUUCCUUCAAAUUUGAACUUGAGUAACUUAAACAUCAGUACAAACGAACUAGAAUGUCCAAAAGAGCAACCAGACUCACCGUGCAUCAAUUCAGCAUCAACGAAGACGAACAACGCCAGCGUUACAAAAAGAAAUUUGAGUCUAGACAGAAGAAAAUUACGAUUAUCAUCUAUAUCCUCAUGUCUAGACCACAAAUUUGAUCUAGAAGAGAGCAAACAAGUGCAGUCACCGUCUUCCACGUCUCUCUCCGCCAAUUUGAGAUCCCCUUGCGACUUUUUUAAUUCAUUUACAAAGAGGAAGAGCUUCAAGGAUGGAUUAGUGUCGCCAGACUUCUCGAAGAAUAAGCAUAUGUUUGGCUCUAUGUACUCAACAUUAAGCUCUAAAAAACAGAUGGCUCUGCUUAAAAAGUUUUCGGCACCUUCUGAAUUUUUCACGUUAAAAUAUUCCCCGGAAGACGAUGGUGAACUUAUUGCCGCGUUUUUCGGUCAGAAACUCGAACAAGCAAUCCUAAACUCGAUAACGAAGCGCGGGUUGACGUUGGAUAAACUGACCAGACAGCCGAAAAAAAGCAUGUCUUCAAUGGAAGAUAUUAGAUCUCAAGAUGCCUCCAUCAACUCCAAUCACGAUUCUCUCAGCCAAAACGGGUUACCGAAAAUGCCAGACCUUUUGACCUUGGGUCGACCCAAUUACGAUCGGGGUUUGUUCAAGCUGGAAUCUCAUUGGUCAAAAAUUGUGACCAGUGGUCAUGUGAUGAACAAAUACGAGCAAGAUGAACAGGAAGCAAUAUGGGAGUUGUUGGUCACUGAGGUUGAUUACAUCAAUAAACUGAGGGUCAUAACCGAUUUGUUCGUUUGCUGCUUGAUCAACCUGCAGAAUGACUUGAUAUUAAACGAGAUCGAAGUUGAUAAACUCUGCAGCAACCUUGUUGACGUUUUCUAUGCAACCUGCCACUUCUGGGCCACCUACCUUCACCCCGUCUUCACGGAGGCCCAAAAAACUGGCUCACCCCUGGACCCCACUAGACUGAAAUCCGGAUUUCUGAUUUUUGAUAAAAUUUUCGAACCGUACAAGAAAUAUUGCCUAGAACAGGAAGUCUGCCGAGAAUACACCAAAAAUAGACUGAAAGAUAAUGAGUUGUUCAAGAUUUUCAUCAACUGGGCAGAGUCACAGCCCCAGUGCAAUAGGCUGAAGUUAACUGACCUGAUAGUGACACCGUUUCAGAGACUAACGAAGUACAAACUCCUACUGGCUGCUAUUAAUAAACCCGUUCUGCGAUUAGUCGAAACUCUGACUAAUAGCAACAACGAACUGGAAAAUAAAUGCGAAACUAUGAGUGAUAAUAUAAUUAACAAUAGCAAUAAUAUUAUAAAUAAUAAUAUAGUUGGUAAUAAUAACAAUAAUAAUAAUAACAACAACGAUACCACUGAUGAUAAUAAUGAUCAAAGUAAAACUAUUGAAAAAGCUGAUAACACUGAAAACAUUAUUGUUGACAAUGACAAUGAUGACGAUGAUAAAGAACAUGAUGAUGGCGCAGAUGACGUCACGAAAUGCGAUGAGGUCAUUGAGCGUAUCAUUAACGAAUGCCAAGAGUUUAACGACAAACAACAGAAAGACCAUCAUCAACAACAUGAUGAUGAUAAUGAUGAUAAUAAUAGUAAUAAUAAUAAUAAUAAUAAUAAUAAUAAUAAUAAUAAUAAUGAUGAUGAAGAAGAAUGUGAUAUGAAAAAUAUUAAUAAUAACAACAAUUAUAUUAAUGAUGAUGAUGCUAAAAAUGACAUAAGCGAGCCUAACGCUGCUGACCAGGAUAGCAUAAGCAAUAAUAAUAAUAAUAAUAACGAUAAUAAUAAUAAUAACGCUAAUAAUAAUAAUAAUAAUAAUAAUAAUAAUAACGAUAAUAAUAAUAAUAAUAAUUUAGAUGAUAACGAAAAAACGUUAAAAAUCAAAAACGCCGAUGUUGUAGCUACCUCCAAAUCGCCAUCGUACUCGCCACCGCAGCCACCAUCAUCAUCAUUACCAAAAACGUCAUCGUCUUUGUCGUCAUCAUCAUCGUCAUCACAACCACCACCACCAUUAUCAUCGUCAUCACAACCACCACCACCAUCAGCGCUGGAAACCUAUGAACGACAAAGGAUUGACAUCAGGAUUAUGAUGGAGUACGUGGAUAAGUUUGUGAGUGAAGUUGACGCUGCCGUGCGUCUGAGACAGGAACAUCAGCAGCUUUCGACCAUCAUGGACAGUAUCGACUGCUACGAAGUCGCUGAUAACAUUGACGUUCUGUGCUAUCUUCUGACGGACAUGUUACUAGUCACCAAGCAGGCUACCAAGAAACUCGAAAAGGUCAAGUUCAAGGUCAUUCGGCCCGUGACCCCACUCGAUAGACUGAUGGUAUAUGAAUUGAAGGAUAACGUUAGUAUGUUAGUGAUCACGGUGAAUGAGUACAACCUCGUCCAAUCUGUCUAUCAGCUGGUCGGUGAUGUCAAACCGUGGUUUGAAGCUAUCAAUAAAGCCAAGAAAGAGUAUGAGAUGAAGAAGCAAGCCUACGCACAGUUCAAGAUGGACCAGACACUGAACACUGAUCUCCAAACAAUAGCAUCAACAGCAACGCUCCACAAAAAAUAUCUACAUUCAAUCAUCAACAACAGCAGCAGCAGCAGUAACUGCAGUAGCCAUCUUUACGAUUCCUCGCCUCAGUCCUAUUUUUCAUUUGAUUCUGACAGCACAUCCCUAUUUCAUGACGUCAUUCAAGCCGCGUCCCUGAAUAAUACGUCAUCGCGUUUUUAUCCUGCUGUUAAGCCCGUGAGGAUAGAAACUGCGUUCGAAACAACAUCAACAACAAACUCAAAUACAUUAAAACAAACGUUAAACAACAACAACAGCAACUACAACAACAACUCUCUAUAUAAAUUAAACCCGUUUCAUAAAUUCAACAACAGUCGCUUUUAUAUGAACUACGACAAAAUCGUCCACAACAACAACAACAAAAAUAACAAUAAUAACAUUAAUAAUAAUAACAUUAAUAAUAAUAACAACAACAACCGUAGUAGUGAUAUUAAUUUUUCAAAAAAUUCAGUCUACGCCAAAAUUGCCGUUCAGUACGAUCAUGAUUACGAAAAUGUUUGCGAUUCAAAAGCAGCUGAUGACACAAACAACAACAAAAACAACAACAACAUUAACAACAACACCAACAACAUCAACAUCAACAAAAACAACAACAUCAUCAACAAUAAAACAAGCGCAAACUCGUACGAAAGUGCAACCAUCAACUUAUUUGUCAAGAGCAAAUCCUCAGACAGCAGCACUUUUAUGAUUGAUUUCAAUGAUUCGGAUAGCACAAUUCUUCAACCUCUGGAUCUUAUUAGUCAAGAAAUAUACAACGACAACAUCAACAACAACAACAACAGAAACAGCAGCAACAACAACAUCAGGAAUACCAUUAGCAGAAAAUUAUCUAACUCGCUGCCAAAUUGUUUAGAUUCAUAA
This is a messenger RNA of Helobdella robusta, 4029 nucleotides long. RefSeq lists its product as hypothetical. The record is from RefSeq and is a predicted model, not a curated record. Gene Ontology annotation, molecular function: guanyl-nucleotide exchange factor activity. Gene Ontology annotation, cellular component: axon; endocytic vesicle; plasma membrane. Gene Ontology annotation, biological process: endothelial cell migration; Rho protein signal transduction. Lineage: Eukaryota; Metazoa; Annelida; Clitellata; Rhynchobdellida; Glossiphoniidae. The coding region runs from base 1 to 4029 and encodes 1342 amino acids. The transcript has 18 exons.